ACUUGACUAACAACUGCUGCGGGCUCGGGAAGUGGCGGGAUUGACUUGUCUGCCCUUCGUGGUUUAUAUGACCGUUCGGUGCUCUGUCUCUAUUUAUCCUAUGUGAAAUAACGGUUCCAAAGAUACAAUCUACAAUCGGAUAGCCUAACGGUCUAGGACCAUGGGCGCCAAAAGAAACUUGAUUAUGUCAAUUUGUUUAGCACUCAAUGCAAGGGAUCUUCAAACGGUAGGCAUGAUUGUUUCGAAGUAGCAGCCAGAGGAGACGAUUAUAAUUUCUGUUCUUAUCGAGAUCGGGUGCAUCGAGAGACAGUGGAAUAUUUUAGCAGUUGGGGGGGACGAGGAGAAAGAGGAACGGCUUUCCCAGACUGGACUCACAAGGGGCUUCUAAAUGCGUCUUCUUGUCGACCCACCGAGAACAAUGAAUAGUGGUUCUAGCAACUUUCUGCUAGUUCCAAUACCGGAGUAUCCCGUUCUAGACUGCGUGCCCAACAAAAACGUCAAGAUUGUGGUUUUGGGAGCGAGCAACGUCGGGAAAACAGCUUUGAUAGUCAGGUUCCUGACCAAGAGGUUUAUUGGGGACUAUGAGGCAAACACAGGGGCCCUUUACUCCAGAAAGAUCAAUCUAGAUGGAGAACAGGUCUCACUGCAGGUUCAGGACACACCCUGUGUCUCUCUACAGGACGAUGCAGAGGGGCUAUAUUGUCAGGAGCAGAUCAACAGGUCUAUCUACUGGGCUGAUGGAUACGUCCUGGUGUUCUCCAUCACCGACCACAGCAGUUAUAGAACCAUACAGCCUCUCUACCAGCACGUCAGACGCAUCCACCCUGCAGGGAACAUACCUGUUAUACUGGUAGGCAACAAGAGCGACCUCCUCCGUGCCCGCCAGGUGCCGGCUGACGAGGGCGAGACGUUAGCAGCCUCUCUGGGUGGGCCAUACUUUGAGGCGUCUGCCAGGGAGAACCACGAUGGGGUCCACGCCGCCUUCCUGCACCUCUGUGGCGAGGUGAGCCGGGCGCUGGGCGGGGUUAACGGGGAGAAAAGGAGAGGGGGACUGCACCUGGCCCGGCCCAAGUCCCCCAACAUGCAGGAGCUGAAGAGGAGAUUUCGACAGGUGCUGUCCUCUAAGGGAAAGUCUUCCACUAACACCUUGUGAUGACGAUGGGAUUUAA
Molecule: messenger RNA, 1169 nt
Organism: Salvelinus sp. IW2-2015
Lineage: Eukaryota; Metazoa; Chordata; Actinopteri; Salmoniformes; Salmonidae
Product: ras-like protein family member 11A-like
Molecular function (GO): GTP binding; GTPase activity
Source: RefSeq, a predicted model, not a curated record